This is a messenger RNA of Mus musculus (house mouse), 2468 nucleotides long. RefSeq names its product meteorin, glial cell differentiation regulator-like (gene Metrnl). NCBI's taxonomy places the organism in Eukaryota, Metazoa, Chordata, Mammalia, Rodentia, Muridae. Gene Ontology annotation, cellular component: extracellular region. The coding region runs from base 200 to 1135 and encodes 311 amino acids. The transcript has 4 exons. The record is from RefSeq and is marked provisional. Gene Ontology annotation, biological process: signal transduction.
AGAGGUUCUAGGGGCAGCCGGCGCGCUUCUCUAGUUGCAGCUUGGGCGGCUCCUGUGGUGGGCGGCUAGGGGCGAGCCGGGAUGGGCUAUAGACGCGCGACGUGAUCAGUUCGCACGCGGACCCACGCCUCCCAUCGCUCUGCCUCAAGAGCCUAUUCUGUGGGUGCAGGCACGCACCGGACGCAGACCCGGCCGGAGCAUGCGGGGUGCGGUGUGGGCGGCCCGGAGGCGCGCGGGGCAGCAGUGGCCUCGGUCCCCGGGCCCUGGGCCGGGUCCGCCCCCGCCGCCACCGCUGCUGUUGCUGCUACUACUGCUGCUGGGCGGCGCGAGCGCUCAGUACUCCAGCGACCUGUGCAGCUGGAAGGGGAGUGGGCUCACCCGAGAGGCACGCAGCAAGGAGGUGGAGCAGGUGUACCUGCGCUGCUCCGCAGGCUCUGUGGAGUGGAUGUACCCAACUGGGGCGCUCAUUGUUAACCUACGGCCCAACACCUUCUCACCUGCCCAGAACUUGACUGUGUGCAUCAAGCCUUUCAGGGACUCCUCUGGAGCCAAUAUUUAUUUGGAAAAAACUGGAGAACUAAGACUGUUGGUGCGGGACAUCAGAGGUGAGCCUGGCCAAGUGCAGUGCUUCAGCCUGGAGCAGGGAGGCUUAUUUGUGGAGGCGACACCCCAACAGGACAUCAGCAGAAGGACCACAGGCUUCCAGUAUGAGCUGAUGAGUGGGCAGAGGGGACUGGACCUGCACGUGCUGUCUGCCCCCUGUCGGCCUUGCAGUGACACUGAGGUCCUCCUUGCCAUCUGUACCAGUGACUUUGUUGUCCGAGGCUUCAUUGAGGACGUCACACAUGUACCAGAACAGCAAGUGUCAGUCAUCUACCUGCGGGUGAACAGGCUUCACAGGCAGAAGAGCAGGGUCUUCCAGCCAGCUCCUGAGGACAGUGGCCACUGGCUGGGCCAUGUCACAACACUGCUGCAGUGUGGAGUACGACCAGGGCAUGGGGAAUUCCUCUUCACUGGACAUGUGCACUUUGGGGAGGCACAACUUGGAUGUGCCCCACGCUUUAGUGACUUUCAAAGGAUGUACAGGAAAGCAGAAGAAAUGGGCAUAAACCCCUGUGAAAUCAAUAUGGAGUGACUUGCAGGGUGACACAGUACUGUUGUCCUUCAGAUGAGCCAUGUUUUGUGGGCUCAGUCGCUCUAUCAUAUCCUGAUAGAGAUUGCAGACUGGUGGCAUGGGCCCAGCCUGGUGCUAGAACUGGGAAGGUACAUGCUGCUCUGACCCCUUAGGUCCCAGCCAAGGAUGCCCUGACCCAUUGGAACUGCUGUAAAAUGCAAACUAAGUUAUUAUAUUUUUUUUGUAAAAGAUGCCUUGGUGUGCCAUUUAAUAGUGUUUUUACAAAGUUAUUUUCAGGCAUUGGAUUUGGCCUGGUAUAUUGGUGGGAGCUAGGUUAUGGUGUGCAGUGAUGGCUAUGGCUCAGCCUUGUUAUUCCUGUGAUGGAAAUGUAUGGAGCAAAUACUUUCUAAUUUCCCCUUCAUUUUAUUUUCUAUUUUAAAAGACCAUCUUUGCCGUUGAGAACCUUUCCAGACUGUAUGGAGGCUGCUCCCAUUCCAGGGAGUAAAGACCAGGAUCUGAGACUAGUAUUACAUCCAUCUUAACCCAUCAGAUGGGUACCUGCAUUGAACCUUCUCUGCUCAGCUAUGGCCUGCUGUCCCAAAGACCUUUUGCUCUCUGGACAGUUCCAGAUGGUGCUGCCUGGCUUAAGGGACUUGUUCCUCCCUUGCUCCUACCAGGCCACUGUUGCUUUCUGCAUCUGUCCCACUGAACCAGUCUUGUCCUUUGACCCUGAGUUUCCCCAAAUGCACACAUCAAAUCCCUGAAUACCAAGGGACUAACCUACUUAAUGGCCCAUUUCUUCAGAGGGUGUGGGUUUUCCCUAUAGUAAGAAAAUCUCCACAAGUUGAAGCUUAAACAGUAGGCUUUCGUUCAUACAGUCCUGGAAGCCAGAAUGGGUGUGAGCAGAAUCACAUUUCCUCCGGAGACUCCAGGAGGGACUUUAUAGCUUCUGGUGACUCCAGGAAUCCUUGGCUUGUAACAAUUUCACUCUGGCAUUGCUUUCCCUGCCAUGUGACUUCUGCCUUGUAUGUGAGGGCCUGUAUCAAAUCUCUGUCUUGGGAGGAUACAGAUCAUUGACUUAGGGCCCACUCCGGUGACCUCACCUUCACCUGAAAUUUACUCGAUUUCCAUUUAGGUCAGAGGCAAAGGCUACAAAAAAUAUCAAAUCCGGAGAAAGAUUCAAUGGUUAGGCACUUGCUACUCUUACAAAGGACCUGUGUUCGAUUCCCAUGUUGGGAACUCAUGUUAGGUGGCUUAAAAUUGCCUAUAACUACAAUUCCAGGGGAUCUAGCAACCUCUUCUCGCCACACACAAGCACACACACACACACACACACACACACACAAUUAAAAAC